UACAGGCUCCGCCCCAUGAACUUUGGAAAGCUUUAUGUUUUUUUUUUUCAUCCUCCAGUCAGAGCUCCCUCCUUCUCAUCUCAGCCACAGACAGAACAUCACAGAGAUAUGUUUCAUGCCUGGAUCUUAUUGUUUCUCCCCCUGUUCGGGGCGAGGGCGUUUAUGAUCUAUAACAGCAAGCACAGCCUGUGUCUGGAGGACUCAGCAGCUACAGGUGAAGUCCUUCUGAAGAACUGCAACGUGGACUCAGAGUUUCAGAAGUGGAUGUGGAUUGAUCAGAACAUGCUGAUGUGUGUUGCAUCGUCCAGAUGUUUGUCAGACCUUCAGAGAGAACCUGUCCUCACACGGCCUUGCGGGGAGCCAGAGGCAGAUGUGACAGGGUUGAUGUGGGACUGUGACAGGGGUAAACUGAUCAGCAAGAACACCUCAAUGCUGCUGUCGAUGGAUGGCCGGCGCCUGAUUCUCACAAAUGGCAACAAACACUCAAAGUGGAGGUCUCUGGAUGAGGGGGACAUCUGCCAGGAGAAACUCAGAUCCAGGAGGGCAUCUGAUGAUCCAGUCGAGUCUGAUCCUGCAGAGGAGCAGAAAAAGAAGCUGGCAGCCAUGACAGAGGAAGAGAAAGAAUACCUCCGCUGGUUCUAUCGCACAGAAGACCCAACCAUAUGGAAGUAUGUGAUGCUGGGACUGGCUUUCGUCUGCCUUCUUGUUGGUUUUAUGCUGCUGGGAAUGGGAGCCAUGGCCAACAAGAACAGAAAGAAGAUUGCAAAGUACAAGGCAGCAGCUGCAGCGGCUCUGAGAAAUGAGGAGCUGCGGAUCAUUUCACCGCUCAGAGAUGACAGCAGCAGCAAACCAUCACCGUCACCCGACAGGCUGACGCAGGGACACAAGCCCCCCUCACCCAACGGGGAGGUGAAAGAACUCAAAGCAGGGGACAUCGUGGUCACAUGGAGAGAUGGCAACACCUCCUGCCUGUACCCAGAUGCUGCAGCAGAGGAGGUAAAACAGGAGGAGGAUCAGGAGGAGAAACAGGAGGAGACACACGAGAAGAAACUGGACGAGGAGUUAGUCGCUGAGCUGAAGGCCUUUGGCAUGGCUGUCGAUCAGAACGAGCUUGACAGUGUAUAACCUUGCUCACUGACAUGUCUGUACAUGAAUCAUGGUCACCUGCACUCACAGAGCUGAUAUCUAUGUUGGUGCAAUACAUUUUAAGCAAGUAGAACAAUUAAGCGUUAUUCACAUAAUUGGCCUUCAACAACAAAAAUCAAACUAAGUGACAUGUUGUGUCUGUCUAUCGAUCUCCUCCACUCUGUACUACAGACAGCACUGCACCUACACACGGCAAACACCCGAUCUGUAGUUCCCAAACUACCACAAAGCGACAGUCGCCUGAUCUCAGCCGACAAUUUUGUUGUUUUUGCUU
Epinephelus fuscoguttatus (brown-marbled grouper) is the source of this 1420-nucleotide messenger RNA. RefSeq names its product solute carrier family 51 subunit beta. NCBI's taxonomy places the organism in Eukaryota, Metazoa, Chordata, Actinopteri, Perciformes, Serranidae. Gene Ontology annotation, molecular function: transmembrane transporter activity; protein heterodimerization activity. Gene Ontology annotation, cellular component: plasma membrane. The record is from RefSeq and is a predicted model, not a curated record. The transcript has 6 exons. Gene Ontology annotation, biological process: bile acid and bile salt transport. The coding region runs from base 16 to 1125 and encodes 369 amino acids.